GGGCGGAGUGCGCAUGUGCAGAGCGCUGCCCACUGCUUGAGCCCAAGCCCGACAGCGGGGGCUGGAGAGACAGCGGAGGUUUAGCUGCUAAGGGAAGCUUGAAAUGACGGAAUAUAAGCUGGUAGUGGUCGGAGCUGGUGGUGUAGGAAAGAGUGCCUUGACGAUCCAGUUGAUUCAGAACCACUUUGUGGAUGAAUAUGAUCCAACAAUUGAGGAUUCCUAUAGGAAGCAGGUAGUGAUUGAUGGUGAAACGUGUUUAUUAGACAUUCUGGAUACAGCAGGUCAAGAAGAAUAUAGCGCUAUGAGGGAUCAAUACAUGAGGACUGGAGAAGGAUUCCUCUGUGUAUUUGCCAUAAAUAAUAAUAAAUCUUUUGCAGAUGUUCACUUGUACAGAGAACAGAUUAAACGAGUAAAGGAUUCUGAAGAUGUUCCCAUGGUUUUGGUAGGGAACAAAUGUGAUCUACCUGCCCGGACAGUGGAUACGAAACAAGCGCAGGAGCUAGCUAGGAGUUAUGGAAUACCUUUCAUAGAAACCUCAGCAAAAACGAGACAGGGAGUUGAGGAUGCAUUUUACACACUGGUACGAGAAAUUCGGCAAUACAGAAUGAUAAAACUCAACAGUCAAGAUGAUAGAAACCAAGGCUGCUUGGGGUUAAAAUGCAUAAUUAUGUAAUUAGGAUAUAUUGGAUGCCUCUACAUAGCAGUCUGUGAAAAAUAUGCAAACAGAAUCUGAGCAAAGAUGGGGAAAAAGAACAAGACGAACAGUCUUUCAUGUGAAAUUGCAGACCAUACCUACCCCUUUUCUCUUAUCAAAAUGUGUGACAUGUAGAAUAGGUUUACUAGGUACAGAUGCACUCGCUCAUUCUCUUUCUAUACAUUACACUAAAUUUACUGGAUUUCAUUUUUAUAGUACACUAACCAAAUUAUGUGGGGUAUAGUAAUCAGACUGAGAUACAUAAUAGUCUGAUAAAAUUGAGUUUUUUUUAAUGUAAAGUGCCUGUUUACUGCAACAACAAAGAUUCCAGUUGUUUUGGACCUUCGUGCUAACUUAAAAUGCCUACUUCUGCCAAACAGAUUUAAAAUGUGUAAGUAUUGUAUCAAUAUUACAGUAUUGUAGACAUUUCGAGAUCCGCUUGGCAAUCUAUGGGUACAGUUCCUGUGGGCAUUCACCCCAAGCAUUAAGGAGCAAUACCAAAUUAGUGAAAUUGUGUAACUGUGAAACCAAUAAGUGCAAACUUGUUGAAAUGCAGUUACUUACUUCAGAUCAAUGGCUGGGUAACCACUUCAAUCUGUCUAGAAAGUUAAAGUGGUUAUGCCACAACAGUAUGAAGGGCAUAUUCUUAUGUGUGUUAUCUCCCUUGUUAAACCCAAAGCAAAUAGUUGGAUGCCUAUGAUCCUGACUUGGGAAUCAUUGAUAAUAUUUCUAACAAAUUUCUGUUUUUCAGUUUUUCUGCUGUUUGUGCACAAUUAAGAAAAUUUUACCUGUUGGGCCAAUAACUGGACUGGGAUUCAUUCAGACUAAAUAGGAAGCUUAGCAGUUCCUCAAUCAGUGCAGCGAGGUUCUUAAGCUGUUCUUAAAAUAAGUUCUUUUUUUUUUAAAAAAACAAACCUGAUCAGCACUGUGUUCAGUACGUUUGUGGCUGGUUCCUAAUUGUAGUGAUUUUCAUCAGCCCUUAGUCCAAAUAGGUUUGGAGUACAUUUUCAACACCCAUUCUCACUAAAAGGCACACAAGGCUGAGAUCAAUUAAGAGUAUUAAUGGGGAGUGAAGGGGAGUGACCUGUGUGGCUUUAUUUUCCCGUGUGCCUUACCUGAUCUGGGAGUGUUUGUUUUCUGUUUACAGUGCAGCCAAUCCUUACAUUGCCAGGCAGCAUUAUCCAUGUAGACACAUUAUCCAUUUCAGGCCUAUAUAACAUUGUUUUGUUAAUAUGAUUUGAUGUCCACUGUACAACAACUGGAAACCUUUAAAAGCAAAAUUAUUGGAAACACUAGCCUUUGUGCAGAAGCAUUUCAGUAGCAUUUCAAAAGAAAAAGAAUUUGAGUCUUGAGUUUUAUUUUUUGGCCAGAGGGAACCACAAUGCUAUUUUUAAAACUAACAAAUGAAUGAUAUUUCAGGUCUGUUAAAUUUCCUGAACUCCUCUUCACAACCAGAAAACAAAAUCAAGAUUUAAAAUAGUGUUUGGUAUGUAACACUGCUUGAUUUAGAAUUUGGAGCUUGUAUCUUUUAACAAGCUAUUAAAGUAUAAAGUAGCUUGAGGAAGAUUUUCCAGAUAAAUCAAUUUAAAUAUUAAUAACAUCAAGACCAAAGCAGCUGCAUGAAGUUAGAUAAUGUGUCCUAAAAUGUGAGAUAGUAAUGAGUAACUCCCCGAGUUAAACAAUGUGCAAUGAUGAGCAUAAGAUGUACCAAAAGAACAUACUUUUUUAAUAUCCUAGGGCGUAUUCUUCUGUCAUACAUGGCUCUGCACCCUUUACUGUACAUUGAAGGCCAAAUUGCACUUCCCAUAUUUAAAAUUCUUAGCUUUCCAUUUUAAGAAGGAAAAUCUAAUAAGUAAUUCAUGCUUGUUUACAGCCUGUUCUGUUUUAGUUUAUUGUCAGUAUUACCAACCCAUGUCAGCACAUCUCAAUAUGCUGAUGUUUCUUGGGAACAUCAAGACCCAUUUGUAGAAAGCUUCAGAAAUUGGGAAGAUUACAUCUCAUGCAGAUUUGUGUACCACGUUUACAGCAUUGAACUCAUUCACUCCUAAAUACAUCAAGCCCUCAGACCAGUUCUGCCAGAAAAUUAGAUCAUUAUUGGUGUAGCAUAUUCUGGAGGCUUUGAGUAUUGGCAAAUUGAACCUGACAUUCUGCAUCUAUUGAUAAUGCCUAUUAACUGAAAAGGACUUAAAUCCAAUUUUGCUUUGCUGAGAUAUGAUUGAAUGAUGGUCACGUCUUGACCUAGGUCUUGCAAGCAUUUUUCCUUUAUUCUCAUUUAUGUCUCCCCAUGAUGUUAAACUUUAAAGUCAGCCUCAAAAGAGUUUGAUUUACUGGAAGUUCAAGCUAUGUAAUUGCUGACUUGGAGUUUGAAUUUGUUUAUUUUCAGUGCUCUCAUACUUGUAGAUGUGGCAUCCCCCAAGGUAUGUGUGGAUAACAAUUUGUUCUUCAGUCUCCUUGCUGCUAUAGCCUGCACCUCUUUCAUAAUGUUCAGGAACUCCAUGGGCAGUCCAAAUGAAGCUCAUCACUGUGGCUUCCUGUUAACAGACUGGGGCAUUCUUUCCACUUCUUUUUCUACUCUUCUCUGAAAGCUUAGUUGUCAUAGGUUGACAUUCUCAAUAAGCUGAAAAGAACAAACUACUAAGUUGUGCAUUACAGACCAAGAGCAAUGCAGCAAUCACAAAACGCGUGGUCAGUGUCAAUAUCAUUAUUUGGCUGACUAAACAAGCUGCAAGCUGAAUAGGUCAGAAAUUCCAAUGUAGAUUUGUUUCUCUAGUGUUAUUUAUUGCAUGGCAGCCAUGAAUUAUCAGAUUUAUGCAGCUCUCUCACAGAAUUAAUAUGUUGAAGUUCUGAAAAAAAAGACUCUACCUCCUACAGUCAGAUUCAAGAACUGUAUGUUCCACAAAAUGCUGCAAAUAGUCGUGCUGUUUUUUUGCUACGUGAUAUAAACCCCUCUGCCAGAACGCUAGUAAAUCAGACAUUAUCUUUUUAAACUCCAUUGGUUUAAUUGCAAGUUAAUCUGAAUUUUUCACUUUGUAAACACAUUGGUAUACAUACAGUUGCGAGAAUGAUUUUGUUUAAUGUUGACAUGCUUUUCCAGUUUUGUUCAGUGGUCCAAAUCAUUCUGUUGAAGUUGAUGUCAUUUUCUGAUGGAGUUAAAGUAUUAGCAUUCGUGUAACGGCAGGGGUUUUGGUUUGCAUUUAUCAAAGCAUUUGCUACAGUUUCAGACUGAUAGCCAUUUAUUACAGUUGUAUUAAGACUCUGAGACACAGCAUCUUUUUUGCAUUUCAGUUUUCAGGAGUAGGGACUUUUAUUUUCACUACUGAAUGCUGUUUGUAGAUGGAAAAUAAUGUUUUCUGUCUAAUAUCAUCAUAUUUCCUGCCAAAUCUAUUGCUUUGUAUUUGGAACUUCAGUUAACAAAUGUCAUGUAUUAAUAAUGUAUGGUUAAUCAGUAUAAUUGAAAAGAUGUACGUUUUACCCUGUUUUGAUAUUGUAUUUGUAUUCAAUGUUCAAUUCUCCCAGAGUUGUGAUUCUCUUAGUUAAUUUCGUAGUCAUCUCCAAACUAAGAUUUCAAUGUGUUGAUAAACUGUUAAUGUUUGUACUAGACAAAUUUGAUACCAUUAUUUUGACAUAUUCUUAAUGUGUUAAGUUUUUAGAAUGAGAUCUGCUGAUCUAAAUUCCUCCACUGCUUCCCCAUACCCCUUCACUACCCUCAAAUUCACAUCCUCAAGAAAAGAUGCUGUCUGUCUUGGGCUUCUACAUAGUGGAAUGGAAUGCUUUUUCAUUCUUGGCAUGUGCAGAAGAUUCAGUUUAUCAUGGAAGUUGCUCUGGGGCAAUGCAUUUGUGAUGCACUAAAUGAGCAUGCUCAAUGUAUUGAGAUUCAGGUAAAAAGUAGUGUAACAAAUUGAGUGAUAAAAACAGACUGUAACAAUUUCUGUGGUUUUGCAGAAAGGCAUUGCUUAUGGGAACACUCAAAUUGCACAAAUAGAUUUUUAUUAAUAACCCUAUGAGGAAUUGAGAUUUGUAUGAUGUAAUUUUGGAAGUAUGUAUUGUUUCUUUGAGCAAACACUCUUCACUUUUGUUUUUAUAUGUACAGUAGUUAGUGUCAUUUUCAUAUUCUAGAGAAGUAUUGUGUACCUGUUUUGAUAUUAGAGUGCAGGUUAAUAAGUUUUGUAAAACUUUUGGUUUGUAAAACCAUGAACUAAUCUUGCACUGAUUAUCUCUCUUCCUGUCAUUCCCGUAUUCGCAGUCUACAACAGCAAUGAGGAUAUGGUCACUUACGCUGGAUAAAAUUAUUUGUUUUUAGUUUUAACUAUCAUGCUGUAAAAGAUCCAGCAAAUUACCGAAUUGGUCUUCAUUCUCACCACUUUCUCUCUGCCCUUCCUUAUAUGCAUAUGCGCACACAAUUUGCCAAAAAAAAGGGCAGUAAUUGUGACUGAGACUUUCUAAUGAGCUGGGCCAAAUUGGAACAUAUCCCAGUUUUGUUUUCUUGUUUCAUAUAUCCCAGAUUCAAGCAUUUGGCAUUGUUCAAAGUGAUGAAAAGAAAUAUUUGAGUGUUCCCUGAACUGUAUAUACUACAUUUUCCCCCUUUUUGGUAACUACAAAGUAUGUCUUGUUAAUUCAAGUGCUGGUUUGCUUUCAUGAUUGUGAAAAUGGCUAGCUGAAAGUAUAUUUUUGCAUGAUGUAACUGCUUUUUCCCCACGAAAAUGUUGACGCUUUUGUAAAUAAUAUUGUCUUUUAAACUGGGAAACUUUCUGUAAAUGAAAGGAAUUUCUCUUGAGCUCUGGGACAAAAGGACUAGAAAAUAUACAAAGCACUGGUGACCUUUGAUUUCUACGGUCGUUUCUCCUGCAUGCAGGAACAUUCACCAUGAGCCAUUUUGUGUAUUCAAUGCAGUGAGACAAUAAAAGAGAACCUAUUCUGUA
Molecule: messenger RNA, 5613 nt
Organism: Hemiscyllium ocellatum (epaulette shark)
Lineage: Eukaryota; Metazoa; Chordata; Chondrichthyes; Orectolobiformes; Hemiscylliidae
Gene: nras
Product: NRAS proto-oncogene, GTPase
Exons: 6
Coding region: 104-673 (189 amino acids)
Biological process (GO): Ras protein signal transduction
Cellular component (GO): plasma membrane
Molecular function (GO): GTP binding; GDP binding; GTPase activity
Source: RefSeq, a predicted model, not a curated record